UUGCGGACGAAGAUGAAUGCCUUGGUGAUUUUAUGUGUGGUCGGCCUAGCGGGGGCGGUACCCCUGGCUAAAGAAGAAGGGCCCGUGGAAAAGUUCGUGUCCGCCCUAAGGGACUGCGUGGAAUCUGACACCAUGCUGUGCCUAAAGGAAACAGCAAUGAAGCUGUCUGAAAACUUGGCCAUGUCCAAGGAGCUGAACAUCAUUGAUGGAGUCUCCCUUGCCAGGACGGGAAGCCCAAGAUCAGCCAGGAGCUACGAACCACUACCAGAGGAGCCCAAGGCUCGGGAAAUGCAGAUUGAAGAGAGAAUCUUGGACAACGUCGUCGACUUCCUUGACAGUCAUGUUCUGCAAUUGAGAAUGCCCAAGUCUUUCGAAGAAGAUAACUCAAUUGAUGAGGAAGGUCGUGGAAAGAAGAAGAAGAAGCUGAAGAAGCUCCUCCCCAUCUUAGCUCUCAUCAAACUGAAGCUUGCUGCCCUCGUCCCUCUUUUCCUCGGCAUCAUAGCUUUCGCAGUAUUCAAGGCAUACCUCCUUGGAAAGAUCGCUUUCAUCGCCGCUGCGUUUGGUGCUAUCAAGAAACUUCUGGAAUCAAAGAAACACAGCGGCUGGUCUGAACCAGCCCACGAGGAACAUGGUUGGGAAAGCCAAGGCGGUUGGGGAAGGUCUCAGGACGCUCAGAAAAUGGCAUACGGUGCUCACAUAAAGCAGGCGUAACCUUCAUUUAGCCUGGGGCAUUUGAAUUAGUUAUUUUAAUUGAGGCUUAGUUCAAAAUUUAGCCUUUUCAUUGUUAUCUUGUUAACCACCGUAAUUGGUAAAACUUGAAUUGUGUGUGUGUGUGUGUGUUUGUUUUUAUUUAUUAUUUUUUGUUUGUACAGCAGAACAGUUAUUUAAUAGUUUGAAUUAAGCAUAACGACUGAUAAUUUUAUUUUGUGUUAUGUAAGUAUUAAUAGUAUGUAUUUUUAUUUUUUAUAAGUACCUAUGUUUCUUUUGUGUUUUAUAGAUUUUGAUAUGUAUCUUGAAUUUUUCAUAUAUCAUUUAUUUAUUUACAAUUUUUUGUACAGCACAGCAGAUUAAUUUAAAGCUGUUACCAUAUUUUCUUCUUAUCUUUAGUUUGCACAUUCCAUUUUAUUAUUUCACAUUUAUUUUAUCUACAUUGUCUACAAUAUUCUCUUCCUUUUCACAUUCCUGCCCCUUUUCUGGUUAUAUAUAUUUUUGUAUUAUAUAAUUAUUUUAUCCUAUAUAAAU
Messenger RNA from Amyelois transitella, 1242 nucleotides. RefSeq lists its product as uncharacterized. The record is from RefSeq and is a predicted model, not a curated record. Bases 13 to 711 code for a protein of 232 amino acids. The transcript is spliced from 3 exons. NCBI's taxonomy places the organism in Eukaryota, Metazoa, Arthropoda, Insecta, Lepidoptera, Pyralidae.